CAGUGUAAUUUACUCUUUUUUAUUUUGUGUACUUAGUAGAUUAGAUACGUUAUCUGAUUUUAGGGUGUAGUGAAUAUAACUGCCUUGAGUAAACCUCUAUAAAGUAUAAAAUCUAUGCUUAACUGGAUGCUAAAGAUCUUACUGUAAUAUUCCAACAGCAGUCUACAGGAUGAAGGCAGCAGCUGUGUUUGUUCUAAUAGCUGCAGUCCUUGGCAGCUUUCCAGGUAUUAGGAGUGAUCAAAUAAAUACUAAGAUUGACUGCAGCAUAUAUCAAAAAUUAGAUGAUGAUGGCGGCUUGGCAUGUACCAAAGAAAUUAACCCUUUAUGUGGCACAGAUGGCGUUUCAUAUGAUAAUCCAUGUAUGCUGUGUGCUGCCAACCUGAAGCAAAUGUCCAUCAUUGGUGUGAAAUCUAAAGGUUACUGUAGAAUACCAAAGAAACAGCUCAAUUGUGAUAUAUAUAAAAUAAUGCCAGAUGAUUACACAAUGUGUGGCAACGACUAUAAGCCUGUGUGCGGAACAGAUGGAGAAUCUUAUGACAACGAAUGCUGGUUGUGUGCUGUCCGCCUACAGCAAAAUACAAGCAUUGAUAUCAAAUAUGGUGGACCCUGUGACAUUCCUGGAUAUAAGGUUGAUUGCAGCAUGUUCAAACCUGAUGAUGUGAAAAAGCCGUGUACUGAAGACUUCAAUCAACUGUGUGGCAUAGAUGGAGUCACUUAUUCAAAUAAGUGUGAGCUGUGUCAUGCAGCACUGAAGAAUAAGACUGACAUCUCUGUAAAGCACAAAGGAUCUUGUUCUGUCAAGGGGAAAAGGAUUGAUUGUAGCAGGUAUACAGAGUUCUGCACUUUUAUUUAUAAGCCAUAUUGUGGAUCAAAUGGAAUGAGCUACAGCAACAAAUGCAGUUACUGUAUUGCCCAAAACAAGAAUCCCGAGUUGAGAUUUCUGUUUCAAGGAGACUGUUAUCCUUAAUUGAAAAUGUAUCAGCAUUUUACUGUGGAAACAAGUUGUUGGAACACACUGGAACAAUGAAAAUAAUGAAGAUACAAUAAAAUAAGAUAAUGAAUCGUC
Molecule: messenger RNA, 1066 nt
Organism: Xenopus tropicalis (tropical clawed frog)
Lineage: Eukaryota; Metazoa; Chordata; Amphibia; Anura; Pipidae
Product: ovomucoid
Exons: 10
Coding region: 170-967 (265 amino acids)
Cellular component (GO): extracellular region
Molecular function (GO): serine-type endopeptidase inhibitor activity
Source: RefSeq, a predicted model, not a curated record